Molecule: messenger RNA, 1050 nt
Organism: Aureococcus anophagefferens
Lineage: Eukaryota; Pelagophyceae; Pelagomonadales; Pelagomonadaceae
Gene: ABC6
Product: putative ABC transporter
Exons: 1
Molecular function (GO): ATP binding; ATP hydrolysis activity; ABC-type transporter activity
Source: RefSeq, a predicted model, not a curated record
AUGCUCUACCACAGCAGCCGCCUCGUCCGCGCCGAGCUCCGGCGGUUCCGCGAGCGGCAGCGGGAGACGCUCGAGGCGGGGCUCGACGCGAUCCUCGACCGGCGCGCCGCGGCCCGCGGGUCGUCGCUCCUCGGCGAGGCGCCGCCGGCCGCCGGCGACGACGACGACCGGAGCUCGACGUCGACGAACCCGUUCGUCGUCGACGACGACGACCGCGCGCGGGACCUGCCGUCGCUGCCGCGCAAGGCGGAGGCGGAGCGCAUCGACGUCGGCUUCGCGGACCUCGGCCUCGAGGUCCGCGCGGAGGGGCGGCGCCUCCGGGUCCUCGACGGCGCGACGGGCGACGCGCGGUCGGGCCGCGUCCUCGCCGUCAUGGGCCCGUCGGGCGCCGGCAAGACGUCGCUGCUCUGCGUGCUCGCGGGCCGCGGCGACGUCCGCGCGUCGGUGAGCGGCGCGCUUUCCGUGAACGGCGAGACGACGCCGAGCCUGCGCGGGCUGCGGUCCGUGAUCGGCUUCGUUCCGCAGGAGGACACGAUGUGCACGGAGCUCACCGUCAACGAGAUCCUGCUCUUCAGCGCGGCGACGCGGCUGCCCCGCGCCUCGUCCUCGGCGUUCCGGCGGGCCGUCGUCCGCGACGUGCUCCGCGUGCUCCGCAUCGAGCGCCUGCGGCACGCCGUCGUCGGGGACGCGGUGCGGCGCGGCAUCUCCGGGGGGCAGCGGAAGCGCGUCAACGUCGGCAUCGAGCUCGUCGCGGACCCGACGCUCUUAUUCGCCGACGAGCCGACGAGCGGGCUGGACUCCGCGACGUCUCUGGACGUCGUCGGCGCGCUCCACGCCAUGGCGCGGCGCGGCUCGACCGUCGCCGUCGUCCUCCACCAGCCGUCGAUGCAGAUCUACACGCUCUUCGACGACGUGCUCCUCCUCGCGCCGGGCGGGCGCACGGCGUACCUCGGCGCGCCCGGCGCCGCGUCGGCCUGGUUCGAAAAUCUCGGCUUCGGCGUGCCGCCGGACUGGUCGCCGCCGGACUUCUUCAUGCAGAUUUUAGCGCUC